Molecule: messenger RNA, 804 nt
Organism: Exophiala bonariae
Lineage: Eukaryota; Fungi; Ascomycota; Eurotiomycetes; Chaetothyriales; Herpotrichiellaceae
Exons: 4
Coding region: 1-804 (267 amino acids)
Molecular function (GO): oxidoreductase activity; zinc ion binding
Source: RefSeq, a predicted model, not a curated record
AUGUCUGGUCCGGAUCGUCCAAAAACCAUGCUCGCAUGGCGGAAAGAGUACAAGAGUAAAGAGCCGAUGCGUGUUGAGGUACCAGUCCCUUCGGCCGCUGAAGAUGAACUCCUCAUAAAGGUGCACGCUGCUGGGGUUUGCCACAGCGAUAUAGCCAUCCUAGAAUCUACAGAACCACCCCCUGGAUUCCGACAUCUGGAUUCUUUUACUCUAGGCCAUGAGGGAUGUGGUGAAGUGGUUUUCACCGGUGCGAAGGUGACCAACUUCACCAUCGGCGACAUGGUUUCGAUCAUGAGCUUCGCAGGAUGUCUCGAACCCACCUGUGCGGAAUGCUCUAGAGGGUUUACGCAACUAUGUGCCGACGGUCAUCACUAUGGCCUUGACAUCGACGGCUCCUUUGCUCCAUAUAUUGCCAUCAGGGCAGCUGCAGCCAUCAAACUCCCGAAAGGGGUGAGCGCUGCAGCGGGCGCCGUUGCAACCGACGCAAUCACCACUGCGUACCACGCCGUUGUCGAAAGAGCACAGGUGAAGUGCAGAGAGACGAUCUUACUCUACGGUCUCGGCGGGUUGGGUUUCAAUGCGCUACAGAUCAUCUUGAGCUUAGGCGCAAGAAUCAUCGCCGUCGACAAAAGACAGGCCGUCCUGGAAGAAGCGAUCAAACUCGGGGUUCCACGUGAGGAUGUCGUUCCACCUGAUGCUAAGAGCGUCACAGAUUGGAUUCAAGAACGGCAGCUGGUCAUAGACAAGGUGGUGGACUUCCUAGGCCUUCCAGAGACAUUUGAGUCAGCUAUCCAGACAGGUUAG